UCACCUUUGACGGUAUCUAUCCAGUUUGAAAAUGAACUCUCAAAGACAAAGGCGAGUGUAUUCUGCCCUCACAAUAAGCUUCUUAUUGUUCGGACUGGUUUUGUCCGCAAUUGAUUGGAGAAAUCAGGACUACUUGGCUCAAGAUAUCCCUCAAAAUGUGCUCGACACGGUCGAGGGAGCAAUAAUAUCCGAAAGCUCCGUCAAGGUCAAGGGUAUUGAUGUCUUUUACCGAGUGGCCGAACCGGGAAAGGUGGUGGAUCCCACAGGACUCACUUUGUUUUUACUUCACGGAGCGGCAUUUACUUCCUCAACGUGGCAAAACCAGAUCGAUACCACUCAGACCAUGUCCACCUUAGGCCAUCGAGUCAUUGCAGUGGACUUACCAGGAUCCGGUAACACAGCUUCGGGUAGCAUUGGUAAACGCGAGGAGUUCUUGGCAGAGCUGAUUGGAGCCCUCUCACCCGGUCAACCCGUAGUGUUGGUCUCACCUUCUUAUUCUGGCUCGUUCUCUCUACCUCUGUUGCUAUCCAAUCCUGAGCUCCUGAGUGGUUACGUACCCGUGGCCCCUGGGUCAGCUUUCAGCUACAAAGGUCGAUUAUCAAACGUCAGGGUGCCCACUCUAAUCGUUGUGGGUGAAAAUGAUGGCCGCGGGUCGAGUGUCAUUUUGAAGGAAAUCCCCACCAGCAGUGACUUGCAAAUCAUUCCGAAUGCUGGCCAUCCUGCAUAUCUGGAUGAUCCUGAGCGUUGGCACAAGUUGUUACACAACUUCAUGGGUCUUGUUCAGACAAGCGUGAGUGAGACCAGUUCGUAUUCCAAUUCUAGACCGACGAUUGUCGAGCCGAAUCUGUCUGUGGAAAGCUCUUGUGCACUGGUUCCUGGCAGUUCAUUGUUCUUAUUUGUGUCAAUAAUCCCAUUAGUCCCUCUGUGGCUCUUCUGAAGCAAAGGGAAAUUCCUGGGACUUUCAUUUUCUUUUUUCCUAAUAAAGCAUUAGAGAAAACCAACCAGAAA
Molecule: messenger RNA, 1008 nt
Organism: Tigriopus californicus
Lineage: Eukaryota; Metazoa; Arthropoda; Copepoda; Harpacticoida; Harpacticidae
Product: putative protein-lysine deacylase ABHD14B
Exons: 5
Coding region: 32-937 (301 amino acids)
Cellular component (GO): cytoplasm
Source: RefSeq, a predicted model, not a curated record